Messenger RNA from Lotus japonicus, 3714 nucleotides. Its product is annotated as putative pentatricopeptide repeat-containing protein At1g09680. Lineage: Eukaryota; Viridiplantae; Streptophyta; Magnoliopsida; Fabales; Fabaceae. The record is from RefSeq and is a predicted model, not a curated record. The coding region runs from base 155 to 2002 and encodes 615 amino acids. Gene Ontology annotation, molecular function: protein binding. The transcript has a single exon.
AAUUAAUAUUUUCUUUUUCUAUAUUUGAGGUAACACUUGAAGUUCUUUUUCUAAAUCAUUAAGCCUCUUCUUCUUAUUUUGACACUUUCUAUGUCCUUGGUUGGUUCAGAAAAACACUCUGCACUGAAACAGCAAAACCACACAGCAAAUAGACAUGGCCAUGGCUACAAAACUCCACCAUUUUCACCCUUCCCUUUCUUUCUUCCUCUCUUGUCACUCUCACCUUCUCCGUUCUGCUUCUACCAACAUGAUCAUCUUCUACUCCUCCUGGUACAAUCCACCUCCUCCCUCCAAACACCAUGAAAUCCUCUGCACAAUCUCAGAAGCCAUCAACACAGUCCACACUUCCGAAAUCUACAACAAGCCACCUCUUGAUUACUCCCACAACCCCAGAAUCAAACGCAUUCUACCUUCCAUUACACCCUUUCUGGUAACGAAACUCAUCAACAUCAACCCUCUUUCUCUCCCACCUUCCUCCAUUUUCUCCUUCUUCAACUGGCUCGCUACUCGCCCUCCCUUCCGCCACACUCUCCGAUCCUACUGCGCCAUGGCGCAUUUCCUCUGCGACCAUAGAAUGCUCCCGGAAGCACACUCCCUCCUCUGUUUCCUCGUUUCGCGAAAGGGACACGGUUCUGCUUCUUCGCUCUUUGCUUCGUUCCUCCAAACAAUGCCGACCCAACAAUCUGUUCUCGUCUUUGAUGUGUUAAUCUCUGCUUACACUGAUUCUGGGUUCAUGGACGAUGCUGUUCAGUGUAUCAGGUUGGUUAGGAAGAAGAACCUUCAAAUACCUCUUCGUGCUUGCGAGAAUCUGCUUCGUUACAUGAUGAAGGUGAAACCGCCUGGUCCUUCCUGGGAGUUUUAUUUGGAGAUUUUGGAAUGUGGGUAUCCUCCAAAAGUUUAUCUUUUCAAUGUUUUGAUGCAUGGGUUUUGUAAAGUUGGUGAUAUUAGGAGUGCCCGGUUGGUGUUUGAUGAAAUUCCCAAGAGGAAAUUGCGUCCGACGGUUGUUAGUUUCAAUACUUUGAUUAGCGGGUACUGUAAAUCGGGGAAUGUGGAGGAGGGUUUCAGGUUGAAGGGUGUUAUGGAGAGUGAAAGAAUCUUUCCUGAUGUUUUCACUUUCAGCGCUUUGAUCAAUGGGUUGUGUAAAGAGAGUAGGUCGGAUGAGGCGAACCAUUUGUUUGAUGAAAUGUGCAGGAGGGGCUUGGUCCCCAAUGGUGUUACUUUCACCACUUUGAUUGAUGGGCAGUGCAAAGAUGGGAAGGUUGAUUUAGCCUUGAAAAAAUUUCAGAUAAUGCUGGAUCAGGGUAUUAGACCUGACUUGGUCACUUACAAUGCUCUGAUCAAUGGGCUUUGCAAGGUUGGAGAUUUGAAGGAGGCUAGGAAGCUUUUGAAUGAAAUGAAUGCACGUGGUUUGAAGCCGGACAAGAUCACCUUCACUACUCUAAUGGAUGGAUGUUGCAAGGACGGUGAUAUGGAAUCAGCAUUGGAGAUUAAGAAGAGAAUGGUUGAAGAGGGGAUUGAACUUGAUGCUGUAGCUUUCACCACACUUAUCUCUGGACUAUGUAAAGAUGGAAGAGGUCGCGAUGCAGAAAGAAUGUUGAGAGAUAUGCUAAGUGCUGGCUUCAAACCGGAUGACCCAACAUAUACCAUGGUUAUUGAUUGCUUUUGUAAAAGGGGUGAUGUUAAGAUGGGAUUCAACUUACUCAAGGAAAUGCAAAGAGAUGGACCUGUACCGGGAGUUAUCACAUAUAACGCACUAAUGAACGGACUGUGCAAACAAGGUCAGAUGAAAAAUGCAAAAAUGCUGUUACAUUCAAUGCUUAAUUUGGGGGUGGUUCCAAAUGAUAUUACAUUUAACAUUUUACUAGACGGGCAUUGCAAGCAUGGUAGAUCUGUUGAUUUUGACAUAUUUAGUAGUGAGAAAGGACUUGUAACAGAUUAUGCUUCAUAUACAGCACUUGUUAAUGAAUGUAGUAAAACUUCAAAAGAUCGCCUGAAGAGAUGAUUGGUACUCAAGUUCUCCUUAUCUGAACUAGCACAGAUGUUGGCGGGUAGAAUACAUUUAAAACUUCAUUGUCUCAAGAUCCAUGAUUGCUUUGGUAGAUUGCUGAAAAUAUUGUGCAAAAAGGAAAGGGGAGCUUCCAUCUGAUAAGUUAUUUUGAUGUUCAAACCAAUGCCAUUGUGGAAAGCCAGAUGUCUUCGUGCAGGUUUGGAAUUUCAUUCGAAAAUGAUGGUGAAGACAAAAUCAUGGUGGGAGAAGCAAAUGCUAAACGGAGUUGCUUCUGUCCACCAUGAUAUUUCUUUCACUGUAAUUUUCGAACGAGUUUCCAAAGUGCACUUCAUUAUUGCAACAAGACCAUAGUUAUUGGGGAUUGGGAUUGCAUCUCUCCACUUUUGUGUGCGGAAUACUACUGCUGCCAAAUGAGGUUCUUUUGACUGCUUGUGUGCUAAAGCAAGUUGGCUGCUAUUGUCAAUGCUGGAAGUUUGUUCUUUUGGUCUAAGUCAAUGCUGGAAGCUAAAGACUAGAUAACUAGCUAGCUAGCUUUGAGCUACCUAAGAUGUCUCAGUUGCAUCUAAAAUGGCUUCCUAUCCGCCUGAUAUGGAUGCCCAAGUUGAUACUUAAAGAAAGUGCAUUGAUGGCAGUUGUCAAAUUGCUGAUGGAUUUGCAGAAGUGAGCAACAUGUUGCUUGGCGCCAAAGAUAGGGUAAUUAGCUAAUCUGAGCAACCAAAAUGGCUUCCUAACUACUUGAUAUGGAUGCCCAUGUGGAUUCUUAAACUGAAGUACAUUGAUGGCAAACGCCAAAUUGCUUAUGGAUAUGCAUAACUGAGCAACCUAUUAAGGAUCCUCUCAUCUGCAAAUUCUCUCAUGUUGAAAAUUUGCAUAUAUCUCUAUUCAUAAACAUGUAAAGGGUCUCGCCUAUACAUAUUUAAUGCAUACAUGUGGAGCGGAAGGUAGACACAAAAUUUGGACAUUAAUGAACAUGAGAGGAUUCCUAAUCCGCAAUGGAUUAGAAGAAAUUUUAGUUGGAAGGAGGAGAGGAUUUGAAGAAGUGAUUAAUCAUAAUAUUUUGCUGAUUGUGGAUUAUGACAUUAGAGUGAUGAUGAAUUAUACCCCGUGCCCAUUUUUAUGUGACAUGUCCUAUCAAGUGGGAUCAAGCCCCUACCAAUGCAACAUUAGAAGAAACACCUACAGGACUGGAGUUCAUUUUGAUUCGCAUUCGCAAAUGUUGUGGCCUUGCGAUGAACUGAUGAUUCUCAAGUUGGAAGCAGAUUAUUUCCUUGAUCUAUCUUUCUUUUGGGUCAGCUUCUUUCUUUUCUUUGUGAACCUGCAAGGGCAAUUUUCGACGAUUCACAAAGUUAAAUGCUAUUGAAAUUUCAUAAGAGAUUCUUCUUGCUCAAGUGUCCCACCUAGUUUUGGGAUUACAUGAACUUUGAACACAAAUUUCCUGGUCGGUUUGCACGCAUUUGGACUUUAUUUGUAACACAGAAAGAAAAUUACCUGAAAACCAUAGCCGCUAAUAGCAUGCAUCAUAGCCAUAAGAUUUCUUAUGAAAUCCAUUGCACAUAGAACUAUUAGUAGCAGUAAUGAAUCAGAGGCACGAGGCUAAGGUUGGAGGUCCUUACUCAGGGACCAUUCCAAUAAGCUUAUGUAAGAGUGUAAGACUGAAAUCCAAAUUAUAUAUUUACAUUCUCAUUCAUUCAUAGUUGUUUUAUGGU